This is a messenger RNA of Peronospora farinosa, 1662 nucleotides long. The record is from the annotation of a GenBank genome assembly. NCBI's taxonomy places the organism in Eukaryota, Oomycota, Peronosporomycetes, Peronosporales, Peronosporaceae.
AUGGGCAACAAUACCAGCAGUAGCGCCGGCGCCUCCGCCAAUGUGCGUCCACAUGGCAAGCGUACCACUGCAUCACACCGUCGUGCGCAACAACAGGCACAUGUACAGACACAACAGGUUACUACGGAGAUCACUGCUGUGCCCGUGCCACAACCUCCUGCACCCCCAGCCGUGCGUUCCAAACCGCAACGUAAACCUUCCAAAGAACUGAUUACCGGUGAAUUAUCCGACGUGAAUGAAUUUUAUGACAUUGCCAAGAAGGAAUUGGGUCAUGGUCACUAUGGGACUGUUCGUGUGGGUGUGAGUAAAACCACAGGCGAGAAAGUUGCUAUUAAGACCAUUCCCAAGGCUAAAGUGAGUCGUCCCGAGACGAUGCGACGUGAGAUUAACAUUCUCAAGACUCUGGACCAUCCGAACAUUAUUAAACUUUAUAAUGUCUGUGAAAGCAGUCGUCAUCUCCAUUUGGUCACGGAACUCUGUACAGGAGGAGAAUUAUUUGAUCGCAUUAUUGCACGUGGUCAUUACAGUGAAGCUGAUGCUGCUGUGCUCGUGCUAAAGAUCUGUGAUGCCGUCAAGCACUGUCAUGACCGAGACAUUUGCCAUCGUGAUUUGAAACCAGAGAACUUUUUGUUUGCUACAAAGGCAGAGGAUGCAGAACUUAAGGUCAUUGAUUUUGGACUCUCACGCAUGGAUGAUGGUCUUAGUGCUGGUGUCAUGACCACACGUGUUGGUACUCCUUACUAUAUUGCACCCGAGGUACUGGGACGUCAUUACGACAAGUCUUGUGAUCUAUGGAGUAUCGGUGUCAUUAUGUACAUCUUGUUAUGUGGAUACCCACCGUUCUAUGGUGACACGGACCCCGAGAUCUUUGCAUCGGUUCGUGCUGGUCGCUACGAUUUUGACUCGCCCGAAUGGACAAAUGUGAGUGACGAAGCAAAGGAUCUCAUUAGCCACUUACUGCUGGUGGACGCCUCCAAGCGGUUGACGGCGGAAGAGGUGUUACGUCACCCGUGGAUCUCAGGAUCGGCGCCGAGAUCGAGCAUGACGCUGAACCCGAACAUCUUCUCGAGCUUGAAACGCUUCACAGGCAACAACAAGCUCAAGAAGGCGGCCCUUGGUGUCAUCGCAGACCUAGCCACGGAGGGAGAGAUUGCAGAGUUGAAGAAUCAGUUCAUGGCGAUUGAUACUGAUGGCAACGGAGUGAUCACGGUGUCUGAGCUAGCGGAGGCGCUGCGUGACACUGGUCUCGGAAUGAUUGAGGAAGAGGUGCUGGAACUUGUUAAGGGCAUUGACAUUGACGGUGAUGGGCUUGUUGACUAUCCAGAGUUUCUGGCGGCUACCAUGAAGCGGAACCUGGCCAACCAGAAGGAGCACCUUAUGAACGCAUUUAAUUAUUUUGACACCACGAACACGGGGAACAUUACCAAGGCCGACCUCGUGCAGUUCAUGGGCAGUGAAGAACAGGCGCAAGAGAUCAUUAAUGAUGUGGAUGCAAAUGGUGACGGUGUCAUCAGCUUUGAGGAGUUCGUGGCGAUGAUGAACCGCAAAGGAUACGGUGAUGACUCGGAAAUGGACAGCCAGGACGAUAGUAGCUUUCUUUUAGCGACGACACAGUACAUCAGUGGCAACGUCCCGUCUCCCAUCAAGGAGACUGAGCUAUAA